Cucumis melo (muskmelon) is the source of this 1760-nucleotide messenger RNA. RefSeq names its product putative ribosomal large subunit pseudouridine synthase SVR1, chloroplastic. The transcript is spliced from 10 exons. Gene Ontology annotation, cellular component: chloroplast. The coding region runs from base 101 to 1291 and encodes 396 amino acids. Lineage: Eukaryota; Viridiplantae; Streptophyta; Magnoliopsida; Cucurbitales; Cucurbitaceae. Gene Ontology annotation, biological process: maturation of LSU-rRNA from tetracistronic rRNA transcript (SSU-rRNA, LSU-rRNA, 4.5S-rRNA, 5S-rRNA); plastid translation; maturation of SSU-rRNA from tetracistronic rRNA transcript (SSU-rRNA, LSU-rRNA, 4.5S-rRNA, 5S-rRNA). The record is from RefSeq and is a predicted model, not a curated record. Gene Ontology annotation, molecular function: pseudouridine synthase activity; RNA binding.
GCGUUAGCUCAAUCGUCUUCGCUCUCCAAUCGUAUAAACACGAAGGCGAGUUCGCGAAUUCAAUAAACUGUUUCACAGAACAAGAAUUUCCAUUCAAGAAAUGGUUUCAUUAGCAUCUUCUUCACUCUCAUUUCUCUCAAAACCUUCGUUAAUCUUCAACCCCAUUCGCGCCAUUCCUCGUAUUUCAUGUUCGCUUUCAUCCAAUUCCACUCCCAACGCCUCCUCUUCAUCUUCAUUUGAGUUCAACAUCACAUUCGCUCCCCCAAAACCCAAGCCCAAAUCCGAAGUUGAAGACCCUUUUCAGUUCAUCGAUCGAAAUACCGGCGGUCAGCUCUUCAUUCCGUGGAUAGUUCGCGGCGAAGAUGGGAACCUCAAGCUCCAGUCUCAUCCGCCUACACGGUUCCUUCAUUCCAUGUCGGAGGAUGAAACCAAACCCAAGAAGAAGAAGGUUUCUGCUGGUAAACCCAUAACCGAACCCCCUAAGCAUUCGAAGGCUGCGCGAAGGUUUUAUAAUGAGAACAUUAGGGAGUCGUCGCAACGUCUCAGUAAAGUUCUUGCUGCCGCUGGAGUGGCAUCAAGACGGAGUAGUGAAGAGCUUAUAUUUGGAGGCCGCGUUACUGUUAAUGGUUCUGUUUGCAAUACUCCUCAGACUCGGGUGGAUCCUGCAAGAGACAUUAUUUACGUGAAUGGAAAUAGGCUUCCUAAGAAACUACCACCAAAAGUUUAUCUAGCUCUGAACAAGCCAAAAGGGUAUAUUUGUUCAUCUGGGAAAAAAGAGUCAAAGUCUGUGAUAAGUCUAUUUGAUGAUUAUUUGAAGAGUUGGGAUAAAACAUAUCCAGGGCAACCCAAACCACGGCUCUUUACAGUUGGCAGACUUGAUGUUGCAACGACUGGGUUGAUUAUAGUGACAAAUGAUGGAGAUUUUGCUCAAAGUAUCUCACAUCCUUCAUCUGGUUUAUCGAAGGAAUACAUUGCAGCAAUAGAUGGCGAUGUUAGUAAGCAGAACCUGAUAGCAAUUAGUGAGGGAACAACAAUUGAUGGUGUCCAUUGCACACCGGAUUCUGUGGAGUUGCUACCACGGCAGCCAGAUAUAUCAAGGCCUCGUCUGCGUAUCGUGGUACAUGAAGGAAGGAACCAUGAAGUUAGGGAACUUGUAAAAGCUGCUGGUCUAGAGAUCUAUUCAUUAAAGCGUGUAAGGAUCGGUGGCUACAGACUUCCAUCAGAUUUGGGGCUUGGAAGUUACACUGAACUAAAGCAAAGUGACCUGAAGGCAAUUGGUUGGAAAAGUUGAGUUUCUGAUGAUUUCAGAGUCGUCCAUAGUUGUUGAAGCUUGAAUGUGGUAGGAAUGAUUUCAGACAUACCACAUGGAAGCCGAGUACUACUUCUCUAACUGCUGGGACAGUAUCGACAUUUGAAGAGGUUGGAUGCUGUUUAUUCCAGCUCACGCUUCACACCAUGGCCACUGAUUAUUUAGAAUUAUGCUUGAGUUGAAGAUUUCAAUCAACAACAUUGAAGGUGCAGGUUGUCGACCAUCAAAUUUUAUAGAUAAUACGAAUGACGUGCGAUACCAUUCUAUUAUCCAAUUAUUCUCAUCUCAUUGUGUAUUAUACUGAACAGUAAAGGAACAUACAGGUAGUUGCAAUGAUGCUUUUUCUCUCACCUCACUGAAAGCGAGUGUGGGAGGGUAUUCUAACACCCGGCCUUAAUCUUGUAUUCAUUACUCAUAUAUGACUUCACAUUUAAUUAUAUUCUUUUCUCAA